Phlebotomus papatasi is the source of this 534-nucleotide messenger RNA. It is a transcript of the gene Lamtor3, whose product is annotated as ragulator complex protein LAMTOR3 homolog. Gene Ontology annotation, biological process: cellular response to amino acid stimulus; positive regulation of TOR signaling. The coding region runs from base 110 to 481 and encodes 123 amino acids. NCBI's taxonomy places the organism in Eukaryota, Metazoa, Arthropoda, Insecta, Diptera, Psychodidae. The record is from RefSeq and is a predicted model, not a curated record. The transcript has 3 exons. Gene Ontology annotation, cellular component: Ragulator complex.
AAAAAGUUAUUUCGCAAAAAGUUCAGUGUGGUGAAAAGGGAACAACCAAAAUAUUGACAGAGAAAGUGAUUUUUUCACAAUUUCCCAGUUAAUUUUCCAUCACUAAACCAUGACUGAUGAUGUAAAGAAGUUUUUCACGGGCCUCCUGCACAAAGUCUCCGGAUUGCAUUGUAUCGCGAUUACCGAUAGAGAUGGAGUUCUAGUCACUGUAACUGGUGAUCGGGUGCCUGAACCAGCCCUGAAAGCCCCAUUCCUCUCCACUUUCACAAAUGCCACAGAUCAGGCGAGCAAAUUGGGACUGGGAAAGAACAAAAAUAUUAUCUGCAUGUACUCCAAUUAUCAGAUUGUCCAGAUGAACAAACUUCCUCUAAUUGUAACCUUUAUUGGAAAUCAAAACUGCAAUGUUGGCCACAUUCUGGCCAUUGAAAAUCAAAUUGAUGCCUACUUGGAUGAGAUAAAGCAAGCUGUUACGGAAUCUUGAUUGGGAAUUAAGUGUAAAUAAAUACAAUUAAAAAUAAAGUUUUUAAAACUGUU